Molecule: messenger RNA, 382 nt
Organism: Phodopus roborovskii (desert hamster)
Lineage: Eukaryota; Metazoa; Chordata; Mammalia; Rodentia; Cricetidae
Product: 60S acidic ribosomal protein P2
Exons: 1
Coding region: 45-371 (108 amino acids)
Biological process (GO): cytoplasmic translational elongation
Cellular component (GO): ribosome; cytosolic large ribosomal subunit
Molecular function (GO): structural constituent of ribosome
Source: RefSeq, a predicted model, not a curated record
CGCCGACAAGGUCGCACGCGUGAGGCCUGUCCGCAGCAGCCAACAUGCACUACGUCGCCUCUUACUUGCUUGCCGCCCUUGGGGGCAACGCCUCUCCUAGCGCCAAAGACAUUAAGAAGAUACUAGACAGCGUGGGCAUUGAGGCUGACGAUGACCGGCUCAACAAUGUCAUCAGUGAGCUGAAUGGAAAAAACAUUGAGGAUGUCAUCGCCCAGGGUGUUGGUAAACUUGCUAGUGUUCCUGCUGGUGGGGCUGUAGCUGUUUCUGCUGCCCCUGGCUCUACAGCUCCUGUUGCUAGUUUUGCCCCUGCCGCAGCAGAGGAGAAGAAAGACGAGAAGAAGGAAGAAGGAAGAGUCCGAAGAGUCAGAUGAUGACAUGGGAU